Messenger RNA from Vigna unguiculata (cowpea), 2706 nucleotides. It is a transcript of the gene CENP-C, whose product is annotated as centromere protein C. Gene Ontology annotation, biological process: kinetochore assembly; spindle attachment to meiosis I kinetochore; attachment of mitotic spindle microtubules to kinetochore. Gene Ontology annotation, molecular function: centromeric DNA binding. Lineage: Eukaryota; Viridiplantae; Streptophyta; Magnoliopsida; Fabales; Fabaceae. Gene Ontology annotation, cellular component: kinetochore. The record is from RefSeq and is a predicted model, not a curated record.
GUUAUUUUAUAAGUAGGAAGAGCUGCUCCCGCUCACUCUUUCGUUUUCAAUUUUUGAAUCAAAAGAAAUAAACCAAAACACGAUUCUAGGGUUUAGUUGUUCGAUUCUCCGAAACCAAUAUGCAUCAAUGGAGAAAGAAGGUGAUGCACUAGUGGAUCCUCUCGCCAAUUAUUGGGGACUUUCCCUCUUUACUUCGCCGUCUCUUCUUCCACCUUCCCAACCCUACAACUCAGACUUAGAUCUUCAAACCAUCCACACUCACCUCAAAUCCAUGGCCUUGCGGAGUCCCGCGAAACUGGUGCAGGGGGCCAAGUCUGUUUUGGAUGAUAACCCUAAUCUGUUCGGCUCUGAGAUCACGCAAGACUCAAUUUUUCAAACAACAAACGGCGCAGCAGAGGAUGGAGAAUUUCGUCGACAACAGAGACCUGGUUUGGGGCUCAAACGUCCACGCUUCUCUAUGAAGCCAACUAAAACGCCCUCUGUUGAGAGUUUGCUUCCGACUUUGGACCUUGAUAGCUUGAAAGAUCCGGCGGAAUUCUUCUCGGCCCAUGAACGGUUGGAAAAUGCAAAAAGAGAAAUACAGAAGCAGCUGGGUGGUGCCUCGUUUGAGUAUGAUCAGAAUAGCUUGUCUACUAGACCACGAGAACGUCGACCUGGGCUUUUGGGGAAUGAUCAAUUGCCAAUCAAAUACAAGCAUCGGUAUCCCAGAGAAACCUCUGAAAGUGUUCUGUCCUCCCAGGAUACGCUUGGAUCUCAGACUCUUGAUCUCGUGGCCGAGAGAACUGACAUAGAUGAAGCCUAUGUGCUAUCUUCGAAAAAAAAAGUAAUGGAUUCAUCUGCUACUAAAGGGAACAAGCUCGAUGAAUUGUUGGAUGGAUUGCUUUCAUGCAAUUCUGAGGAUCUAGAAGGGGAUGGGGCAAUUAGUCUUUUGCAGGAGAGGUUACAGAUCAAACCCGUAGCUGUAGAUAAAUUUUCUGUUCCGAUCUUCCCAGAUAGCCAGGUGACUGAUCUGAAAUCAUUGCAAGGGAAAAAGUCAAAGCCAAGGAAGGCUUUAUCCGACAUAGAUAACUUGUUGAGAGGAAUGAAUACGAAUAAGAAGACACCAAUUAAAAAGUCUACACAGAUCACUGUGCAGCAAUUAUCUUCACCCACCCCUCCAAGAAGUCCAUUUGCUUCAAUCUUGUCACUGCAGAAGCACAUUUCAAUGUCAAGGCAACCAAUGGAUCAUUUUUCACUUAAUGAAAUUGGUAUGGAAAAUUCAGAACACAAUCUUGUUCCUGGGAGGCCGAAUGAAUUGAAUGCUCACUUGAUUAAAGAUGUUGUAGUUGCAAAGACCAGUACAGUUUCGGACACAGACAGAAAUUACACCAAUCCAUCUGGAAAUUCAAAGGAAGACAAUUCUAGGAAAUCAUUGAAUGAACUGAAUGCGUCCUCAGCUGAAGAUAUAAUUGGAGUUGGUGGGACAAGCGGGGCUAAGGAAACGGUCACUAAUGGUACCAGUACAUCUCGUAAGUCUAUGGAGAGUAAUUCAAGGGAACCUAUGUUCGAUGUUGAUAUUGACUCAAGUGAACUUCAUUUUGACAUAGAUGUUGGAGGCAGUGGAAUGGGCAAAAUGGUUGGCACAGAGGACAAGUCGAACAUUGAACCAAACAUGAUCGCAGAUGUUGUUGCUGUUGACAAUACAAGUACAGUUUUGGAUACAGACAUAAAUUGCACCCAUGCUUCUGAUAUUUCCAAGGAAGAGAGUUCUGAGAAGUCAUCAAAUGAACUGAUUGCGUCCUCAAUUGAAGAUAUAACUGCAGUUGGUGGGAUAAGUUUGGCUGAGGACACUGCCAGAAAUUGUACAAGUACUCCUCAAAAGUCCAUUGAGGAUAAUUCAAGGGAACCCAAGUCUGUUAAUAAUGUUGAUUCAUAUGAACCUCUUGUUCACAUGGAUGUAGAUGUUGGAGGCAGUGAUAUGGGUGAAAGGGUUAUGCAUGACAUUGAGGACAGGCUCAAUAUUGAGGCAAAUGAAUCCUGUCAAUCCGAGGACAAUGCAGGAAAUAUGCAGCCAUUUACAACUUCCAUUCGAACUGAUGAUGCAAAUCUCAACAUGGAUAAUCCACUAGCUGAUCAAUCCGAUCUUGCUGGAUAUCAAGCCAACGCUGUGGAUAAACGAGCCAGAAGAUCAGAAGAUGAUCAAUCCAAUCCCACUGGAUAUCAAGCCGAUAUUGUACAGGAAAAGACAGAUGCUUCUAUGCAGCCUGUUAAAAAACAGAAGAGAGUUAAAUCACGUGCGCCAACAAAUGUUUCCAAACGGCAAAGCCUUGCUGCUUCCGGUACAUCAUGGAAUUCUGGAGUAAGGAGAAGCUCCAGGAUCAGGACAAGGCCAUUGGAAUACUGGAAAGGGGAAAGACCGGUGUAUGGUCGCAUACACCAAAGUUUGGCUACUGUCAUUGGGGUGAAGUGCAUCUCUCCAGGAAGUGAUGGAAAACCGACUAUGAAAGUGAAGUCUUAUGUAUCAGAUCAGCACAAAGAGCUUUUCGAGUUGGCAUCUUCGUAUUGAACAUAAAACAAGUUCCUCGAAUUUGUUUAGUACAUUGAUUCUAAUCGCAUCAUUGUCUGUAGCUAUAAUCAGUUAAGCGGCAAGACUACUAAAGUGAUAGUAGUUAAUUCUGUUAUGUACCUCAUGUUAUUUAGUCACAUCAUUGUCUCUACUUCUCUCCA